GUGCCCCGCGCCCUUCCCGGUGUACGCCAGCCCCGGAAGUGGCCGAACGGCGCGGGCACGACUUUUUCCGUUUUGCCCGUUCUCUUUCUUCUCUUCGCUCCCGGCCCCGCUAUGGCCUCCGUGCGAGCCCCGGCGGCUCGCGGCGGCGCUCGGCCCCCGGUGCGAGCACCCGCGCCUGCCGAGGCCACAAAGACCAAACCAACAGAAGAGAGCGAUGCUCCUCCAGCCAAGAGAGCCCCCAUCUUCUACGGCAGCUUGGAAGAGAAGGAAAAGGAGCGUCUGGCAAAAGGAGAGUCGGGGCUGCUGGGAAAAGAGGGGAUGAAAGCUGCAAUCGAGGCCGGCAACAUUAACAUAAGCAGCGGUGAGGUCUUUGAUCUCGAAGACCACAUGAGUGAGCGGCAGGCGGAGGUGCUGGCGGAGUUUGAGCGCAGGAAGAGAGCCCGGCAGAUCAACGUAUCCACUGACGACUCUGAAGUGAAAGCUUGCUUGCGAGCGCUCGGCGAGCCCAUAACGCUCUUCGGAGAAGGCCCUGCAGAGAGGAGAGAGAGAUUAAGAAAUAUCCUGUCAGUGGUUGGCACAGAUGCCUUAAAAAAGACUAGGAAAGAUGAUGAUAGGUCUAAAAAAUCCAAAGAGGAGUAUCAGCAGACCUGGUACCACGAAGGACCCCGCAGUCUGAAAACAGCGAGGCUGUGGCUUGCGAACUACUCACUCCCCAGGGCAGCGAAGCGACUGGAAGAAGCCCGGCUGCUCAAAGAGAUUCCGGAAGCAACCAGGACAUCACAGAGACAGGAGCUACACAAAUCCCUGCGAUCCUUGAAUAACUUCUGCAGUCAGAUUGGAGACGACCGCCCACUGUCCUACUGCCACUUCAGCCCCAACUCCAAACUCCUCGCCACUGCCUGUUGGAGCGGAUUGUGCAAGCUCUGGUCCGUGCCUGACUGCAACCUUGUUCACACCUUACGAGGACAUAACACCAACGUAGGAGCGAUAGUCUUCCAUCCCAAAGCCACUGUCUCCCUGGACAAGAAGGACGUUAACUUGGCCUCGUGUGCAGCUGAUGGGUCUGUCAAACUCUGGAGCCUUGAAAGUGAUGAACCGGUGGCAGAUAUUGAAGGACACAGCAUGAGAGUGGCACGUGUGAUGUGGCACCCGUCUGGAAGAUUCCUGGGCACCACCUGCUAUGAUCACUCCUGGCGCUUGUGGGACUUGGAAGCUCAGGAAGAGAUUCUCCAUCAGGAAGGGCACAGCAAAGGUGUCUAUGACAUUGCCUUUCACACGGAUGGCUCUCUGGCUGGGACUGGGGGACUGGAUGCUUUUGGCCGGGUGUGGGACUUGCGCACGGGGCGCUGUAUCAUGUUCCUAGAAGGCCACCUGAAGGAGAUCUAUGGACUUAACUUCUCCCCAAACGGAUACCAUGUCGCGACUGGCAGUGGUGACAACACCUGCAAAGUGUGGGACCUCCGCCAGAGGAAGUGCAUCUACACCAUUCCUGCCCACCAGAACCUGGUGACUGGCGUGAAAUUUGAACCCAAUCACGGUAACUUCCUGCUCACGGGCGCAUACGACAACACCGCCAAGAUCUGGACUCACCCCGGCUGGUCCCCUCUGAAAACGCUGGCUGGCCAUGAGGGAAAGGUGAUGGGACUGGACAUCUCCCUCGACGGCCAGCUGAUAGCGACCUGCUCCUACGACAGAACCUUCAAGCUCUGGACAGCGGAGUAACUCAGAGCUGCUGCUGCUAAACAGAGACAUCAAUGGCUUUCAACUAAGACUUGCUUUUAUAUUAAAGGAAAGAAAAGGUAUCGGUUAUUGCAACACACGUUACGGCAGCUGCCCUCACAGGCUGCUCUGGGGUUGAGGUGGUUUUGAAGCCAGGGCUUGGUUGGAAGCAAGUCUUGGGUGGUGCUUUUCCACUUCCCAGGACUGUUCUUGCCCUGCACAUCCUGCUUUCUGCUGGACCGGAGGAGAUGAUCCCUCUGCUUCCACCCUCCCUUCUAAGUAGGCUCACAGGUUUUCUCCAGUCUGUUUUAAGCGUGUAGGGAGCCACAGUGCGGUGUUCUGCUGCUGUCAGUACCCUUCUUACCUUCCCUUUUCCAGGAGUCUGUGGCUUCAAACGUGAUUUGUGCUCCAAGAAAGCAGAACGGACUGUCAGAGUUAUGGGGAGAUGAUGCACUCUGCCUCUGCAGUGCCAUGUCUGAAUGUGGAAGUCUCUGUCCCCUGUGGAUUCACUCAAUAGGUGUUCGAGGCCAGGGGCGUUAUUCUCAUCCCUGUACCAUCUCAUGUCCUGUGCUGGGUGUUUCAAAUCCACAUAGGCUCCUCCUGUUCAAACUUUUGCCGUGUCUCACCUGAGAUGAUAGGAAUGUGGCUGUUUUGUGUAGGAUUGUCCUGUUCCAACUGAUGUUGUUGGGGAGCUUCCUCCGUUGUUGUUUAUUCUUUAAACUGAGGUUUUGUUGUUUAUUCUUUAAACUGAGGUUUUGUUGUUUAUUCUUUAAACUGAGGUUUUGCAAGUGUUGUGUUCUGGGAAACCAAAACAUGUUCUGGGUGUGUGUGCUCCAGCCUCUGGGUCUGACUAAAGAACGGAGGAAUUACAGGGACUCCACACUGCGGUUUGAUUGCUGUCUGCUGUUGAAAAAGCCUUUGGGGGAAGAGAGCGAACGGAUUCCUUGGGAGAGAAAGCAAGUCUGUGCCCAACACUUGCAGAGCAGUUGGAAAUUGUGUUUUAAGGAAAUAAUCCCCCCUACAAGUUACUAUUAUUCUGUCAGAGCAGUUGCCCGGUGGGCUCCCACGUUUCCAGCUUGCUUAGGAUGGAAUUCUGGACACCAAUGAAUGUGUGUCUACACUCCCAUUGUUCCUGGAGUAUAAAUCCCAAGACAGGGUUCCUCGCACUGUGUUCAGCUCCCCUCAACUGGAGCAAGGGGAAGGAAGCCAAGCAUUUGCUGUCCCAAGCCCUGGCACCCUCAGCGCUGCCCCUUGGCUUCUUGCAGCUCCUCCCGUAGCCUGCAGGGAGCUGUAAAUGCAACACACGAGCUUGGCCUGGCGGCAUCCCUGUUUUGGCUUUACUUUAGCCAGCUCUGGUGCCUUCCCGCUGCCUGCAAACGGAAGCUGGUAAAUCUGAU
Messenger RNA from Cuculus canorus (common cuckoo), 3116 nucleotides. It is a transcript of the gene PRPF4, whose product is annotated as pre-mRNA processing factor 4. Bases 112 to 1722 code for a protein of 536 amino acids. Gene Ontology annotation, molecular function: U6 snRNA binding; U4 snRNA binding; protein binding. The transcript is spliced from 14 exons. NCBI's taxonomy places the organism in Eukaryota, Metazoa, Chordata, Aves, Cuculiformes, Cuculidae. Gene Ontology annotation, biological process: mRNA splicing, via spliceosome. The record is from RefSeq and is a predicted model, not a curated record. Gene Ontology annotation, cellular component: U4/U6 x U5 tri-snRNP complex.